CAUAAUGUAAUAUACAAGGCUUACCAGAGUAAAAAGAUAGCAGAACUGACUUGUCUAAACAAACGUUCGACGGCGUGCAAUGCUGCGUAGUAGACCAAGUCAAAGUACCGCGAGAGCGCUCUGACAGCAGCGCUUUAGAAACGCUCUCGCGAUACUUUGAUAUCACAUCUUUUGCCUGCAUACUUUAGCUGGUCUGGUUAAUGCCUAUGCCAAAAACAAAUAUAGGUUAAAUUUACUAAGGAAACACGUUUUAUAGUUCGUUAUUUACUAUUUAAUAGUACAGAGAAAGUAUUAAACGUUGUUUACUUUGUCAGCUGUUGCGUCAGACGUCAGCAUGAAAAAGACGACUGCCAUCGACUUGGAUAAAAUUAUCAAAGACUUCAUGCAACUAGAGCAUAAAAUAACUGAGAUGAAAGGGGGAAACGCUACUCUCGAAAUACAACUGGACGAGACUAGAAGACUUUUAAAACUCGCACAGAACAAGGAGAAACAGUUAACUGAAGAGAAAGAUGGACUUUUGGAAACUGUCAAAGAUCUGCAAAAAACUAUUCAACAACAGUGUGACCUCAGAGUUGAAAAUGAGAGGCUUAAAGAUGCAGCUCUUCAGAUGAAGAAAGAAAAUGAGGCCCAGUUUGAGGUAAGAUGCAUGCUUGUGUUUCAAUUCAAUGUACUGCUACAAUUAACGAUUACAAUGAACGUGUUGUGCGUGUUUGUGCUCGAUUCCGCCCCCUCGUGGUUGAAGGAAAGCAAGGCUCAGCUUCAGAUGCUUACAGCUGAGACGAGAGCUUUAAAACAUCAACACCAGAGGGAGUUAGACGACUUUGCUAAAGAAACACAACGAAAACUGGAAUUGAAAGAUACUGAAAUAAAAUUGGCUCUGGAGAAAAAUGAAUGUGCCUUGGAAGAGAUGAGAAAGCAGAUGAGGGAGAAGGAGAAAGAAAAACAAAGUCAAAUCAUUAAACUUCAAAUGGAGUUUGGGGCUAAGCUUGCAAGAGCCCAGAGCAUGUCAGUAAAGAGUCAGACACAUAGACAAGCAUCCUGCCCUCUCCCACAGAACAUCUUUAAAAGAAAGCUCCAGUUCAUUCAGGAGGAGAAAAACAAAGAGAUUGAGGCCCUGCAUCAGAGGGUGCGAGAACUGGAACAGCAGAGCCUACAUGGGUUGAUUGACUCUCGUCUGAAGAAGAGAAAAAUCUAAUGGGAUUUACUUGACU
This is a messenger RNA of Triplophysa rosa, 1211 nucleotides long. Its product is annotated as coiled-coil domain-containing protein 152-like. The transcript is spliced from 7 exons. Lineage: Eukaryota; Metazoa; Chordata; Actinopteri; Cypriniformes; Nemacheilidae. The coding region runs from base 335 to 1195 and encodes 286 amino acids. The record is from RefSeq and is a predicted model, not a curated record.